GUGCUCAAAGAGUAUGUCUCUUUUCUGCCUGGCAUGCCAUAGGAUUCCUGAGCAGACUGGCUGACUGCUAAGGAGAGAGUUUCACAAAGAUCGAUCCCACCAGUUUUGUGGCAAUGGAGAACAUCACAGUUUUGCAGCUGGAUUGUACGUGUCUACUUUUAAGCAAGUCCUUCUACAGAUUCACACAUUCCAGUUAGGCAUAAUACUUCACCUAGAUGUGUGGGAUAGCUGGAAAGAGUUCUUGCCUGCCUGUCUUGUGGAAAAACACAGCGUUAUCUCAGGAAAAUCCAGUGCUUCAGUCUGCAGCCGUCGGCGAGCUGGGGCGGCUGGCGGUGGAGCUGCUGCGGCGGGGCGCGGCGCCGCGGGCCUGCGAGGCGGCCGCCAGAAAACUUAACAUUGGUGCGGACACUGUUCAGCAUGGGGUAGAAGGAUUGACCUACCUUCUUACUGAAAGCUCCAAGCUUAUGAUUUCUGAGAUAGAUUUCCAAGAUUCCAUUCAUGUUCUCGGAUUCUCAGAUGAAUUGAACAAAUUAUUGCUCCAGUUGUACCUCGAUAACAGGAAAGAGAUCAGAAGCAUUCUCAGUGAGCUGGCACCAAAGCUUCCCAGCUAUCACAGUCUCGAAUGGAGACUGGAUGUGCAGCUUGCAAGCAGAAGUUUGAGACAACAGAUUAAGCCUGCUGUGACUCUAAAGCUACAUCUUAAUCAGGAUGAAGAUCAGAUUGCCCAAGUGUUGCAAACCGACCCUUCUACCCUCCUCCACCUCAUUCAGCAACUGGAGCAAGCGUUGGGGGAAAUGAAAACAAACCAUUGCAGGAGAAUAGUGCGCAACAUGAAAUAGUAUCGAUGCGUGGCUGUUUUCAUACUAAGCGGCUUGUGAAACAACUAAAAACAAUGUUCACAAAUACAUUUUGAGGAGAAAUAAACAUCUGGAUCAGAUGAAAUGCUUUCCUGUGCCAGGAUCUUGAGCCAGUAAUUAUAGGCUGAAUGUCUAUAGGUGCUAACUUUACACACCUGCUUGAUAUGAGAUAGGUAAUUUUUUUUGCUUUACUUGCAAAUGUAGAAUUCAGCAUGCUAUGCUGAGAAUUUCUUCAGCUCUAAAUUAGUAUAGUUCUACUUGAAGAGCUUUCCUACAUAAAGUAGAGCUGUCUCAAUAUUAUAUGAAGCUGCAUGUUUAUUUUUACAUUUAUCAAGCAGUUUAUUUUCCCCUUGGUUUUGCUUCUGUUUUGCAAUUUAAAAAAACCCCACAACUUAUACUGGUGGGAAUGAUGCUUUACAGGAAUGUUUCUUCCUUCUAGGCUCAUGCAUGUGUAAGAGUACAUGUGGGGCUGCUGCCCUCUUCCUCCAGAGGAUUCAGUCAGCUCGGAGGCUGGGUGUUACACUGCUUUUCUACCCCUCCUGUACAAUAAAAGUAUAAUCAAGCUAAAGCUUCCAUUUUAACAAAGUUACCCCUACUGGGCAGUCUCAUGGUUUCUGCAGGUAGCAGUUACCAUAGAAAACCCAGUGGCCUAAACAUGAGUUAGCAUACUGGGUAUUUCUAUAUGUAAAGGUGAUUUGAAAAAUUACAAAAGUAAAACUAUGGUCCAGGAGGCAGAUUAAGUAGUGUUAACUUCUGCUAAAUCUGAUCUUCCUGUUAUGAUGACUGUGGUGUGAUUGUGCUGGGAUGAAAAAACCCCAAUUUUUGUUCCCCUAUUUGGAUGGUGUGCUGAUAAAGGAAAGACAAGCUAAGUAUUGCAACAUAAAUUAUGCUUUUCCAUUUUUAAGAAAAAUGCAUAACAAAGGUUAUGUCAAAAGUCACGUUUCAGUUGUACUGUAAUGCAAUAUUUUGUAGCUUUUGUGACUAAGGUUAGUUUGACCCAUUAAUGUUUUAACUGUCACUAGUGAGGGGGCAUCAUAAAGUCCUUGAAGUAUAUUGGAGAGGACAAUUAUGGAAGAGAACCUUUACAUACAGAUUCUAGCAAUAACUGUAUAUUUACUGUCAUAGCAACACCAUAAAUUUCUGUAUUAAUUGGCUUCCUGCAUUCAGAAAUGCAUGGUUUUCUUAUUGUUUUGAUUUUUAAAAAAAACCUUUGAGAGGUACUAUUUCAAAUGAAACCUGCAUGGCAGAAGUGCUGUAAUCAGUAACGCUACCACUUAAAGUCAGUUUUCUAGAAUACGGAGUUGCUUAUUCUCUAAUUGCUUUAUAUAGUGUGGCGAUGGUGCGAACAAACUUCAUUUCCUCUCCCAUAUAUGAAUCAGCAAUGUGUUUCAUUUACCAUCCAUCUGUGGUGACUUUUUUCAUAGAAUCAUAGAAUUUUCUUCACAUGUAGUAUGUGGUAAUUAAAUGUGAACAAAUGUUACUA
Messenger RNA from Phalacrocorax carbo (great cormorant), 2340 nucleotides. The record is from RefSeq and is a predicted model, not a curated record. NCBI's taxonomy places the organism in Eukaryota, Metazoa, Chordata, Aves, Suliformes, Phalacrocoracidae.